AUGGGUCGGAAAUUGGGCCUCUUCCGGGCUAUCUAUCUGGUGUCUGCUAGUUGCAUGGGCUCUUUCGCCUUUGCAUUCGACACUGGUGUUAUUAGCGGUGUUCUUACGCUGCCCUCUUUCCAGAAUGACUUCGGAUACACGGUCGCUCAGAAAACCUCGGUCAACUCCAAUGCCGUUUCGAUCCUCCAAGCAGGCGCCUUUUUCGGCUGCUUUUUCACCACACCCAUCGCAUCCUACCUAGGCCGCCGGCUCGGCCUCAUUAUCAGUUCCCUUGUCUUCACCGUCGGUACCAUCUUGCAGGUCGUCAACUCGCAUACUCUGGGCACGUUCUAUGCUGGUCGAGUGAUAGCUGGUCUCGGCAUUGGUGCCGCAACGGUGCUGAUUCCAGUGUAUGCAGCUGAAAUGUCUCCUAAGGAUCUACGUGGCCGACUCGGGUCUUGCUUCCAGCUGUUCUUCGCUUUGGGAGUCAUGGUCGCCUAUUGGGUCACGUACGCUGUGUCGAUAGACCAGCCAUCCGCAACAAAGCAAUGGCAGAUCGCACUGGGCCUGCAGCUUCUCCCCUCGUCCCUUCUCCUAUUCGGUAUGUGCACGGUUAAAGAGAGCGCUCGAUGGCUCGCCUCUAAGGGCAAAAUUGAUAAGGCUAGAGAGUCUCUCAAAUGGGUACGAGGUGGGGAAGAAACCGAGGAGCUCCAGCAAGAAUUUGAUGAAAUUCUGGCUGGUAUUGAGGAGGAAGCUCGGAUUAAGCAAGGUUUCACCUUCCGGGAACUGCUGCUUCCCGCAAAUCGCUAUCGGUUGUUCAUCGCCUUUACGAUCCAGCUAGCGGCGCAACUUACGGGAAACACGUCCCUGGCUUACUAUGCCACUCAGAUCUUCUCCGCCGUGGGUGCAGGAAAUUCAAGCAAGCUGGUGACUGGCUUCUUCGGUGUGGUAAAAGUAGUUGGUGUCUCGGUCUUCCAGAUUUUCGUUAUGGAUCGCAUCGGUCGGCGAUGGCCGUUCAUGGUUGGUGCCGCCGCGAUGGGGUCGUUUAUGCUCAUCAUUGCCUGCAUCUUGGCCACACAUCCAACUAGCUCCAGCGACACCGGAAACGCUUCGCCAGCUGGAAUCGCCAUGAUCAUCAUGACAUAUUGUGAAGCAUUCAGUUUCAACAUGUCCUGGGGCCCCCUUCCCUGGCUAUAUGUGGGAGAGAUAUUUUCGAGUCGCACUCGUGAGAUCGGUGUGACCGUCGGCGCAGCCUCACAAUGGCUUUUCAACUUCAUGAUGUCGCAAGUGACCCCGCAUGCGAUUGAAAAUAUUGGAUGGAGAAUGUUUCUUAUGUUUGCGAUCUUCAACUACGCGAUCGUCGUGUAUUCAUUCAUUUUCUUGAAGGAGACCUCCAACUACUCUCUCGAAGAAAUGCAAGGCGUCUUUGGCGGCAGCGACCCUACGAAGGAUGACAAACUUACGACAACUGAAACCGCAGAUAAGACACAUACCAGCGAGGUCGAGGAUAAUCAAGGGACUAGCAGUGCAAUGCCCAAAGAGGGAUGAAGAUAUAUUACUUAAUUAAUCAUGAUAAUGCGUGAUAAUAGAGACG
This is a messenger RNA of Aspergillus costaricaensis CBS 115574, 1573 nucleotides long. RefSeq names its product putative MFS sugar transporter. Bases 1 to 1527 code for a protein of 508 amino acids. Gene Ontology annotation, molecular function: carbohydrate:proton symporter activity. Gene Ontology annotation, cellular component: membrane. NCBI's taxonomy places the organism in Eukaryota, Fungi, Ascomycota, Eurotiomycetes, Eurotiales, Aspergillaceae. Gene Ontology annotation, biological process: transmembrane transport; carbohydrate transport. The record is from RefSeq and is a predicted model, not a curated record. The transcript is spliced from 3 exons.